AUGGCGGCCAACAUUGUCUUUGUUGAUGAAGGAACUGUCGGUGAAGUUGUCGGCGGAGAGGAUAGCGAUUUUGAUGAAAACACGGAUAAUUAUGAAAGCAGCGAAGAAGAAGGUGACAGAAGAGAAGAAGACAGUGAUGACGAGGAGGAGAGCGAAGAAGAAUCCGAAGAAGACAACUGGGUCCUUGGCGAUCGUAUCCCGCGAUGGCUUGACUUCACAGCUGAUCGAGGGUUCAAUGUGAAGCUUCCUAACAAUCCAUCAUUCUCUAACUACUUUCAUCUCCUCUUCCCUGAAAACCUAUUCGAUGAGAUUGUAUCUCAAACAUAUAAAUAUGCAACGGAAACAAUUGCAUCUCUACAGCGAAGAGAUCGUUUACCUCAGCACUCGAGGUUUAGAAAUUGGCUUGAGGGUGGUGUAACAUCUGGUGAGAUGAAAGCUUUUCUUGCCAUGAUAAUUGCAAUGGGCCUGGUGGAUCAAGAGAAUAUCCAGGAUUAAUGGUCUACCGAUGAGGUUUUAUCUACUCCCUUUUUCCCUCAAAUUAUGUUAAGAGACAAAUUUAUGAACAUUUUAACAUUUUUUCACUUGUGCGAUAAUGAUAUAACUAUGUUCCUCGAGGACAGGAAGGGUAUAACCCAGUAAACAAGCUUGGCACUAUAUAUAGUGCUGUCACUGGGAAUUUUCAGAUGUCUGGAAGCCAGGAAAAAAUAUUUGCAUAGAUGAGGGAAUGAUUCCAUUCAGAGGAAAAGUGCACUUCAAAGUGUACAAUUCAGACAAGCCAGAUAAGUAUAGUGUUAAGUCAUACCAGUUGUGUGACUCAAGUAAUGGGUAUUGUUGUAGGUUUGAAAUUUCCACUGAUGUAAACCAAGAACCACCCAGUACUAAAGGCAAAACAUAUGACUUAGUCAUGAGGCUCAUGCAACCUUAUUUGAAUGUGGGUAGGUGUUUGUAUGUUGACAACUACUACACAUCACCUACUUUAUUUGCUGAGCUCAGAACACUGGGGCCUGUGGAACAGCCCGCUACAGGAAAGGUAUUCCCCAUGGUAUUAAGAACAAUGGAACUUUGCUGGCAGUUAAAUUUAAGGACCACAGAGUUUUCCAGAUACUGUCAUCAGUUCAUUCUGUUGCGGAUGUAGAAGUUGGCCAAAAUCACCCUGGAACUGGGUGCCCAAUCACUAAAUCCAAGAUUAUACAUGACGACAACAAGUUCAUGAGGGCAGUUGACAGGUGUGAUCAGAUGGUGGCCUAUUCUUGCAUCAGGCAAUGUAUCAUGAAAUGGUGGAAGAAAGUGUUCUUCCAUCUGUUUUCCUUAAGCAUCCUGAAUGCUUACAUCCUGUACAAGCAAAGAACCCGGUCACCUGUGCUGCAAAGGACCUUUUGAAGGGAGCUUGUGAAGGAGCUUGUUAGGAAUUCUGGCAUCUCUCAUUCUCUCACUCCUAGAGGCUGCCCAAGGAGGUCAGCCGAAGGCUUAACCUGUCUUCAAGUUGGAGGUCACUUCCUAGAGAAAUACUGGGUACUGGGAAGAAGUCCAACAUCACCCGGGCAUGUGUGGUUUGCUUUCCUGCCCAAAAGAAGAUCCUAAAAAGGACAGGAGAUAAAAGGAAGAGGCCAGGGAAAGAGUCUAGCUUUCAGUGUAGUGUCUGUAAAGUAGCACUCUGUAUGCAAGACUGCUUCCAGUUGUACCACAGUUGUUGA
This is a messenger RNA of Pocillopora meandrina, 1694 nucleotides long. Lineage: Eukaryota; Metazoa; Cnidaria; Anthozoa; Scleractinia; Pocilloporidae. The record is from the annotation of a GenBank genome assembly.